Molecule: messenger RNA, 1236 nt
Organism: Capsicum annuum
Lineage: Eukaryota; Viridiplantae; Streptophyta; Magnoliopsida; Solanales; Solanaceae
Product: thioredoxin-like protein HCF164, chloroplastic
Exons: 4
Coding region: 229-1026 (265 amino acids)
Biological process (GO): cytochrome b6f complex assembly
Cellular component (GO): chloroplast thylakoid membrane
Source: RefSeq, a predicted model, not a curated record
GUACUAGGCAAUCUCACAUUGGAGGAGGGGAGAAAAAUUAUUUGCACUUAACACUGUAUAAUACGAUGCCGUUCUAGAUGGUCAAAGGCACUACUAAAAAAAAUCUACAAAAACAAACAAGCAUCUAUGUCCACUACCUCAAACUCUUUUUCACUUUAAGCCCAUUCAAAAAUUAAUUUCUCUAUUUUUUCUCAAAUCAGUUAAGGUAGAAAAAGUGUUGUUUUGGCUAUGGCUAAAGUAGCUUCUACUUCCAUUGGACUACAUAGAGUGAAGCCCUUUCAUUUUAGACCCCAGCAAACUACUUUGCACUUUGUAAAACUUUCCACUAAUCAACUGAACAAUCUUGGAAAAUAUCAAAGAUUAUACUGCCAAACAGACCCUAAAACAGGAGAUUGCUGCCAACAAAACUCUGAAUCUGCAGUAAAGGAGAAGUCCUCAAUAGAGCCAGGUGUUGACACUGAGAUUAGUAAAGCUGAAGUCUCUCCUCCCUCUACCGGUCCUGCAUAUCCGACCAGAGACUUUAAUAGGCGGGUAGCACUAGUGUCUGUCCUCGCAGCAGUAGGACUGUUCUCUUCACAAAGACUAGAUGUAGGUGUUUCUUUGAAGGAUAUCACGGCUGCAGCACUGCCAUAUGAAGAGGCGCUUUCCAAUGGAAAGCCUACUGUUGUAGAAUUUUAUGCCGAUUGGUGUGAAGUUUGUCGAGAAUUAGCUCCAGAUGUCUAUAAAGUUGAACAGCAGUACAAGGACCGCGUGAAUUUUGUUAUGUUGAAUGUGGAUAACACGAAGUGGGAACAAGAACUUGAUGAGUUUGGAGUUGAGGGCAUACCCCAUUUUGCAUUCCUGGAUAAAGAUGGAAAUGAGGAAGGUAAUGUCGUUGGCCGCCUUCCAAAACAGUAUUUGCUUGAGAACGUGGACGCCCUUGCACGAGGAAAAGAAUCAAUACCUUAUUCUCGCGCUGUGGGACAAUAUACAAGUGCUGAAUCGCGCAAGGUCCAUCAGGUUUCUGACCCGAGAAGUCAUGGUUAGAACUCAGGCGCGCGUACCCGGAUCUAUUGCUCAAACCGUCAUUUUUCUUGCAAGACUUAAUAUGCAUUGAGAAAGGAGUGACAAGUACCACUUGCUAGUUUGUAAAUUUGGCACUAUUUUUGCACACUUCAUUGUAUAUGAGAGUAUGCAGAGUGCUGUAUAUUGCACAAGUGACCCAUUUCUUUAUAGCCAACUCCACAGGUUAGUUUA